This is a messenger RNA of Girardinichthys multiradiatus, 1909 nucleotides long. It is a transcript of the gene tsn, whose product is annotated as translin. Lineage: Eukaryota; Metazoa; Chordata; Actinopteri; Cyprinodontiformes; Goodeidae. The transcript is spliced from 6 exons. Gene Ontology annotation, molecular function: sequence-specific DNA binding; single-stranded DNA binding; RNA binding. The record is from RefSeq and is a predicted model, not a curated record. Gene Ontology annotation, biological process: RNA metabolic process. The coding region runs from base 136 to 819 and encodes 227 amino acids. Gene Ontology annotation, cellular component: nucleus; cytoplasm.
UGGUGACAUCAUCUCUACGCGCUGGCUGAAGGGGACCUGACGGGUGUUUUGCACGUUGAUGUGGGGAUUUAUUAACUGCUAGCAGCUGAUUGCUGGAGUUGUGUUUUCAACCUGAUAUUUCCUCAAAGGUCAGAAAUGUCUGUGACUGAGAUGUUCAGCUACAUCCAGGGCUUCUUGAGCGCCGACCAGGACGUCAGAGAGGAUAUCCGUAAGGUGGUUCAAAAUCUGGAGCAGACUGCCAGGGAAAUCCUAACAUUGCUUCAAAGUGUCCACCAGCCAUCUGGGUUCAAAGAGAUUCCCAGUAAAUGUGCCAAGGCGCGGGAGUUGUUCAGCAAUGUCAGGACGCAAAUGGCUGAGCUCAAAACCAAAUUUCCUGUGGAGCAGUAUUAUAGGUUUCAUGAACACUGGCGGUUUGUCCUGCAGCGUUUGGCCUUCUUAGCAGCCUUCGUCGUCUACCUGGAAAAUGAAACCCUUGUCACACGGGAGGAGGUGGCUCAGAUACUUGGAAUUGAAGUUGUGCGAGAGAAGGGCUUUCAUCUGGAUGUUGAAGAUUUCCUAGCAGGAGUGCUGAUUAUGGCCAGUGAACUGUCACGGUUAGCAGUGAACAGCGUCACAGCCAGAGACUACAGCCGGCCGCUCCGCAUCUCUAACUUCAUCAACGAGUUGGACUCGGGCUUCCGUCUGCUCAACCUGAAGAACGACCCACUGCGGAAGCGGUACGAUGGUUUGAAGUACGACGUGAAGAAGAUCGAGGAGGUGGUCUAUGACGUGUCCAUCCGCGGUCUGGCCAAGGAUCCCAAAUCCGGCGGAGACAAGUAGAAUUUGGCGUUUGCUGUUGGAGCAGGAGGGGUGGUGUGGCAGCUGCCUCCCGCUGGGACCUCUGCAUGAUUGUUGCAGGUUGGAGAUCUUACCCCAUCUGAAAGUCAAAGAUCCAGGGAUCUGCCCAAGGUCCCCAGCAGCCAAAGACGGACUGUAUAAUGAUGAUUCUGUUUAUGCGUGCGAGUGUUUCAGCAUGUAUUUGUGCGAAUGCAUGCAAGAGCGGUGUUUUAGACUGGUGUCAGUCUGUCAGAAUGGCAUCAGAGGUGGCAAAGGAUCUCAGCAUUCUUAAUCAGAAAGUCAAGAUUAACGGUCCAGUUUGUUACAAGUUUUGGAAAUGUGUUCUCAGCUUCAUCCAAUUCCUGUGUUACAGCGUUGUCACUCUUCACUCAAAUCUGCAACAUGACCCUGUUUGUAAAGACUGUCAGAGAUAUCUUUGAGUGUUUGUGAACAUUUGUUUUCUGACUUAUGUCUUAGUUUUCUUGUUGAAAUGUUAAAUUUGUCAAAGCUGUUUGCCACCUGAUUUGUUUCCUUGGGUCGGUGGCGUUGUAAGGUUUUAAAAUUGCACACAUCCAAACUGGGUUCCAAAAUCCUCGUUUAUGAAGCAAGUUUUUCAUGCAAUAAAUGCAAGUUUAAAUUUUAGGAUCCACUAGACAGUCAUUUAGGGGAGGGUUUAUUAUUUGGAGGUCUAAUUGUUAGGACCUACUUUUUGUAAAUGAGGCUCAAGGAGUGAAAUGCCAAAGAAAUGAUGGCCUUGCACUUCACCUUAAAAUAAGUAACUGUGAUUAGUUAAAUGACCUGUAUUUAGGUUCCCGUUUGAAAUUAGAAAAUUGUGCCAAUUUGAGCUAUUUCUGUAUUUUUUGAUUGGUAGAAAGUAGUGGAAAAAAAUCAAUGUCUUACAUUGCUUAUGUUUUUUUUUAUGAAAAGGUAAAGUUUUUGCUGUCUGUAGUGGAGCUAGAUUAUUUUCUAGGGGAAGAAAAACUUUUUCAUCUUGUGCUUCAGUUAUUUGCACUCAGUGUUUGUAUUUCAGCCUUUUACGUCCUAAAAAUGUCUCCUUUCAGAUGGAGAUAAUAAAAACAUGAAAGAAAAAACA